Molecule: messenger RNA, 727 nt
Organism: Cucumis melo (muskmelon)
Lineage: Eukaryota; Viridiplantae; Streptophyta; Magnoliopsida; Cucurbitales; Cucurbitaceae
Product: norbelladine synthase-like
Exons: 2
Coding region: 1-471 (156 amino acids)
Biological process (GO): defense response; abscisic acid-activated signaling pathway
Cellular component (GO): nucleus; cytoplasm
Molecular function (GO): protein phosphatase inhibitor activity; abscisic acid binding; signaling receptor activity
Source: RefSeq, a predicted model, not a curated record
AUGCUGAGUGAACUCAUUGAUGAGACUGAGAUUCAGGCGCCGGCCGCCAAAGUUUGGGAGAUUUAUGGCACCGUUGAGUUUGGAAACUUCCUUCUACAUCACGUCCCUCAUGUCGUUCAGAAAAUCGAGUUCCUCGAAGGCAAUGGCGGCGAAGGAACUCUUCUCUAUGUCACUUUUGCUCCUGGUUUAGGUGGUGUGAGAUACAAAGAGAAGUUUACAAAGGUGGAUAAUGAGAAUCGUAUAAAAAUAGCAGAAAUGGUGGAAGGAGGUUAUUUGGAUCUUGGCUUUACUCUUUACAGGUUUCGUUUUGAGAUUAUUGAGAAAAAUGAAGAGAGUUGCAUAGUAAAAUCAAGUGUCCAAUAUGAGUUAAAGGAAGAAGCGGCUUCAAAUGCUUCACUUGCAACUGUUCAACCUUUGAAAGAGGUUGCUCAAGCUGUCAACAACUACUUCCUCAAUAAGUCAACAGCCUAGAAGAUGAUGCAUAAUCCAUUGAUGUGAUAACCAUCCAUAUGUUUUGAAUGGACUUCUUUUAGUGUUUGUUUAGAAAUAAGCUAAGUCGUUGUUUGUCAUAUUUAGCAACCACUUAGUACUUUUUCUGUAAUGGGUUUGAGAAAGUUGUUUGUCAUGUUUAGUAACCCCCUAAAAGGACUUUUUAUGUAAUGGGUUUGAGGAAAUAAGUUUCUCUUUUUUUUUUUUUUUUAUGAAUAAGAAUGACCCAUUUUGGAAA